This is a messenger RNA of Lobosporangium transversale, 660 nucleotides long. RefSeq lists its product as hypothetical. NCBI's taxonomy places the organism in Eukaryota, Fungi, Mortierellomycota, Mortierellomycetes, Mortierellales, Mortierellaceae. The record is from RefSeq and is a predicted model, not a curated record. The coding region runs from base 73 to 612 and encodes 179 amino acids. Gene Ontology annotation, cellular component: membrane. The transcript is spliced from 4 exons.
CAGAAAUCUUAGGCUUCCUCUUAAAUUUUAAUUUUUGACUUUUGCUUUACUUUUAUUAAACAAUUACUUGUGAUGCCGUUUGACAACUUCAUGCAACGGAAAUUGUCAUCAAAUAUUUUUGGAAAACAAGCAGCUUUGUUGUUGCUUACAUUACUAUGUUUCUUUUCAAUACUACCAAGCGCUUUAUCAUUGUCAGUAGUGCCGCCAAUGUCAGUCUCAACUCGAAUUGCCUCAGAUACUUUUAAAAGACAGCUAGGGCCUGAUACAACAAUGGAUCCUUUAAGCUACACAUGCGAGGUUGUAGGAGAAUGUCUCGCAUGUAGUACUCUGCAAAUCCAAACCGAAAAUGUCUGUAAAGAAACUCACAAUCGACAAAGGAUAGAAUGUCAUUAUGUUGAUCCCAGAAAGGAAGAAGACGAGGACCUUAAACUCAAGCUUCCCACAUAUAGAUCAUGCCUCCAUGUCAAAGCAGUCGAAGCGAGGAAAUUCGCACAUUUUUUUUCUAUGAAUGUGUUCCUAGCUUUUUUCUCAGGUUUAUUGUUAGUUUGGAGGAAACGCAAGCUUGCAGCUGCUCAGUAUAGGCGCAUGGCCAGAAGGAUAGGCAUUGCAUAAAACCCAUUUCUUCAUUUCAAUCAAGAAAAUAAGCAUAAAAACAGCUAA